This is a messenger RNA of Pristis pectinata (smalltooth sawfish), 1837 nucleotides long. RefSeq names its product homeobox protein zampogna-like. The record is from RefSeq and is a predicted model, not a curated record. Gene Ontology annotation, cellular component: nucleus. The coding region runs from base 154 to 993 and encodes 279 amino acids. Gene Ontology annotation, biological process: cell differentiation; regulation of transcription by RNA polymerase II. The transcript has 2 exons. Gene Ontology annotation, molecular function: RNA polymerase II cis-regulatory region sequence-specific DNA binding; DNA-binding transcription factor activity, RNA polymerase II-specific. NCBI's taxonomy places the organism in Eukaryota, Metazoa, Chordata, Chondrichthyes, Rhinopristiformes, Pristidae.
CUUCUCAGGCACUCUGCAAGAAGGGGGAAAGGCGGAUGUGCCGAGAUUUGCUUUUAUUCCUGUGGAAAACGGGAAGCUGCAAACUUGGAUUUGGCUCAGACUGGGAGCAGAGUCUUCUGCUUUCAAAGAUCUGUUAAAUUAAAUUACUAGAAGAUGGCUGUGCAAGGAGGCGCUUUGACGCCGUUUACCAUCCAGGACAUUCUCACUCGGGGCAACGACACAAGGCUCGGUCGGAACCCGCACCAGGUGAAAGCGGAGCCGCGGAGCUUGAAUGCGCGCCGGGAGCAGGACAGGGAGAGACGGACUCCUCUGAUUGUGAUCCGGGUCGACCAGAAGCAGGGCGACGCGUUAACGGGCGGCCCGGUAGAUAGCGGGAGUCAGCAACCGCAGCCCGACGCGUUGAACGGCGAGGAACCAACCGAAGAGAAGGGCAACGGCCGGCUGUACAUGGAGACUUUCAACGCGGAAUCCAACGAAGGAAAUAACUGGGAAAAUAACGCCGAGAGGUUUGAUAAAGAUCCAGAUCGCCAGACAGCGACGGACGAUGACGAAAAAACGGACAGGCUUCUACCAUCCGACCAACCCGGUAAAUCCGGUAAGAAGCGCUCCCGGGCCGCUUUCUCUCACGCUCAAGUCUUCGAGCUGGAGAGAAGAUUCAAUCACCAGAGAUACCUGUCGGGCCCUGAGAGGGCCGACUUGGCAGCCGCCCUCAAACUCACAGAGACGCAGGUUAAAAUCUGGUUCCAGAAUAGAAGAUACAAGACCAAGAAGAGGCAAAUGGCCGCGGAGUUGGUAGUUAAUUCAACGCCCACUGCGGCCAAGAAAGUAGCCGUCAGGGUUCUGGUCCGGGACGACCAGAGACAAUACAGCCCGGACGAAUUAGGAAAUCCGCACUUCCUCUCGCUGUAUCAGGCUUAUCAAUACUAUCCCUACAUGUACUGCCUCCCCGCCUGGCCUCCGUCCGUUAUCCCUCUCUGCGGAGGAACUCACUGAAAGGACAAAGGGUGUGGGUGAGGUAUGGAGGAGGGAUGAAAUAGGGCAAAAAAAAUAACAGCCAACUUUAAAAAAAAUAUUUUCUUAAAUUAUAAAAUGGACCGUACGCACUUCUCCCAACCAAAUGCCCUGCAAAUGCCAAUGAGCCGCCGGAUCGCCCUCGAGUUGACACGCAGAAUAUACCUAACUCCUUAAGACAACGAAACAAAAUCAGAUUGAAUAAUUGCUCUUUUGGAGAGGAUAUGCUGGUGGGGGAUAGGGAAUGGGUUGGAGACAGGCAAAGAGAACGCGGCGAGGUUUUUUUUCUACUAAAGUAACAACAUAAUUCUUCCCCGUCAGUGGUUCGGUGGUUUGUUUAAAUUUUGUAACGCGCUGGUUACUGACCGGCUUCGCCCUUUGAUUAACGUCUAUCGGUGGUCGAAUGGCCGGGUAGGGUCGGUCACGAAGUCAUUUUCCAAAGCCAAAAAUAAAAGAUAGAGAGAAUCCAAAUAUUUCCUGUGAGAUCCAAAGCGCAUUUUCUGAUGAAUACUUGACUAUGGUUUUUCUACAUUAGAAAAUAAAUGGAAAAAAAUGUGACUUUAAAAGAAUGGUUUCGUUUUCAAAACCAGCCGUCCGGAAGGUGUAUUUUUUUUGCACUGCUCUCUGUAAGUAACUAACAAAUACAAGCAGAAUGUUAUAAAUAUAUAUUUAAACUUAGCAUUUAAACUUCAGUUGCUGAUGUUACUAAAAGCCUUUUAAACGAAUUUCACAGUAUCUCGAUUCCUUUUAUCUUGUAUGUUCGUAUCUCUAAUUUCUCAAAACUUGCUCCUUCGAUUUAUAAUUUUUUUAAAAGAACAGUUCUUAA